UUAUUAUUAUUAUUAUUAUUAUUAUUACUGACAACACAACAUCAUCGUUUUCUUCCACAGCUUUGCAGAAUGCUUGUCGAUCUGGUUUCUUCGUGUUUUCCACCACUUUGCAUCCUUUUCCAGCUGUUUAGGUUGGGUUCAUUGGUGAUGUUUUCCACAUUCCAGGUGGACUGUAUGUUAUACCACGGUUCAUCCACUGUGGACUGCACCAACUUUACAGUGUAUGAUGCUCCAAAAUGUGAUGCAUAUUGUUGGAAGACUUUGUGGCUGAUUUGCUCAAUUUUAACGUCGACCGUAUACAUCUGUUUGCUUAACAGAACAGUGCUACCUGAACUAAGGCCAGUGGGGAAUAAAGUAAUAUUGAAGAGCCUCGUCCGAAAGCCCUACUUCUGGUCUCUUAAUACUAUCACAGCUCUUGUAGUUCUGUACGAUGUCUUAAUUAUGAUUCAAAAUAAAAAGGCAAAGAUCGGUAUCGAAUGUUUAGUGACCGUUUCCAAACUAUGGACUUUAUAUUUACUACUUCAACUGAAUUUCACCUUUCCUCCUUGUACACAGAGAGGUUUUCGACGUAUUUCAAGAGCUGCUUACUGCAUCACAUUGUCCAUUUACGUUCUGGACAAUCUUUGCAAGUUGUUAGCGACUUCAGCUCAAGUCGCCUUUAAGUUUUAUACAGUCAACAAUAAUAGUCGCGAUAUUUUGCCUAAACCGCUGGAAAUCAUCAACCUCAUGCUGAUGGUAGUAAACGCUUCACUGUAUCAUAGUUUUCUUCAAUUCUUUUGGCAGAAACUUUUCCGUGGUGAUAAGGAUAUUUUGAAAGAGGUCAAGCAGAAGUUUGUGGAUGCCACGGGA
Orbicella faveolata is the source of this 849-nucleotide messenger RNA. RefSeq lists its product as uncharacterized. NCBI's taxonomy places the organism in Eukaryota, Metazoa, Cnidaria, Anthozoa, Scleractinia, Merulinidae. The record is from RefSeq and is a predicted model, not a curated record.